CUACAGAGAACACAGUUUGGAAUUGCGAGCGGAAAAUUUUAGAGAAACGGCUACGAGGGAAUGAGGCUACCGCCGACGACAGUUUAUAUAUCAACCUGCAGAUAUGAUUUUUUUGAUGGUUUUUCAUCAGGCACUGAAGUUGGCAUUUCCAUUCUCAUUAGCAUCCAAUUGGGGACAUGCCUAUCCUGGGUUGAAGUUCAUGAUCAUAGCCUAGCAUGUCUUGAUGCCCUGUCUUUUCAGUUGGAGAACUAUUCUUUCAAGGUUUGUAUCUUUCUUUUAGUUUAUGGAGUCUCCACCAUGAUAAAAGAAAUAUUAGUUUCCAUGAAUCUUAUUCUUCUUAGAGGACCCCACAGCCAUUCUUGAAGUUGAAAUAUGACACACGUGUAGUUGUGCACUGACAUUUUUGCAUACAGUACUGUGGCUCUGAUUUGUAUUUAUACUUGUUGCAAGUUGCUUCA
Jatropha curcas is the source of this 458-nucleotide messenger RNA. The record is from RefSeq and is a predicted model, not a curated record. NCBI's taxonomy places the organism in Eukaryota, Viridiplantae, Streptophyta, Magnoliopsida, Malpighiales, Euphorbiaceae.